AUGCGGCUGGAGGACCUGGCCGCCGGGAGCCUGGGGGGCAUCCAGGUGCUGUUCGAGCCCACGGACCGGCGCUCCCUGCCGCGCGAAUUCCCAGCGGGGACGCGGAGCUUCCUGGUGGUGACGGUGCUGGACAAUGUCCGGAAGGAGCUGGAGUUCUGGCGCUACGAGGGCGGGGGCCGCUGGGCGCGGAGGAGUGGAGGCGCGGACGCGCUGCCCAUCGGCCGCGACGUGGGCGUGUCGGCCGUCUGGGAGCACUCGAGCGACGACAUCUGGAUCACGUCGGACGGCUACCUGCAGCCGGACACGCUGCAGCUGGCCUCCGCCGCCGACGGCGCGGCCGCGCCGCUGGAGCUGUGGGCCAAGCCGGCCCUCUUCGACGCCUCGGGGCUGCAGGUGGAGCAGCGCAUGGCGACCUCCCUGGACGGCACGCAGGUGCCCUACUUCCUGGUCCGGCCCAAGGCCGUGCCGGGCGACGGGUCCACGCCGACCAUCCUGGCAGGCUAUGGCGGCUUCCAGAUCUCCCGGCUCCCUGCGUACUCCGCCGUCUACGGGGUUGGGUGGCUGGAGCAGGGCGGCGCGUACGCGGUGGCCAACAUCCGCGGCGGGGGCGAGUUCGGGCCGCGCUGGCACCAGGCCGCGCUGCGCGAGCGGCGCCACAAGGCCUACGAGGACUUCGAGGCGGUGGCGCGCGACCUGCAGCGCACGGGCCUCACGUCCCCGGAGCGGCUCGCCUGCCUGGGGGGCUCCAACGGCGGCCUGCUGGUGGGCAACAUGCUCGUGCGGGAGGGGGCCCGCCUCUUCGGCGCGGUCGUGUGCCGGGUGCCGCUGCUGGACAUGCGGCGGUACCACCGGCUGCUGGCCGGCGCCUCGUGGGUGGCGGAGUACGGGGACCCCGACAAGCCGGAGGACCAGGGGAUUGGGAGUUCCUGCGCGGGUACUCGCCGUACCACUCCCUCGACGACUGCCUCAGGGAGGGGUCCGGGUGGGGCGGUUGCCCGCACGUGCUGUUCACGACCUCCACGAAGGACGACCGCGUGCACCCCGCGCACGCCCGCAAGAUGGUGCGCAAGCUUCUGGACGUCCCCGAGGCGGCGCAGAAGGUCCUCUACUGGGAAAAUAUCGAGGGCGGCCACGGCGGCGCCGCGAACAACGAGCAGACGGCCUACAUGUGGGCCCUGA
This is a messenger RNA of Prorocentrum cordatum, 1179 nucleotides long. The record is from the annotation of a GenBank genome assembly. NCBI's taxonomy places the organism in Eukaryota, Dinophyceae, Prorocentrales, Prorocentraceae.